AUGUCAAAAUACGUUCACAGCGGUCCAGUCGACUGCUCUACUGCCGUGAUAACUGGAGGCGCGAACGGCAUUGGGGAGGCUUAUGUUCGAGCACUUCACUCUCUAAUACAUGGAUGCAUAUGUACUGUUGUGAUUGGCGAUCUUGAUGAGAAGAAAGGGAAACAAAUUACAUCGGAGGUACUAGGCACUCUCUUCGUGAAAUGUGACACUACAAACUGGGAUGAUCAGGUCAAUUUGUUCAAGUCAGCAGCCGAAGCUGCACCUGAUGGUAGGAUCUCGUACGUAAUUGCGAACGCAGGAGUGGCACGGCGUGAUGAGGUAUUCUCAUUCUCCGGCGCGGAUCAAGAACCCAUCAAGCCUGAUCUUAGUAUUGUCGAUAUCAACGUCAACGGAUCUCUAUUUACAACAAAUCUUGCCCUCCACUACUUCGUCAGGCAAAACGGGCAGACCUACUCGGCUUCGAAAUGGGCUAUGCGAGGAAUCAUGCAUUCCAUGAGAAGGACGGCCUAUUAUUAUGGCAGUCGUGUCAACGUCAUUUCCCCAUGGUAUGUGAGGACCAACAUCCUUUCCAAGGAGGCAUUCCAACAUGUCGAGGAUGUCGGUGUGCAAUUUGCUGAGGCGGAAGAUGCUGGGCGGUGUCUUUUGCGGAUUCUAGGCGACAAGACGGUGAAUGGUCACUCAUUCUUCAUCUCUGCUAGAAAAUGGGCAUCUCAGGGGUUCAUCGAUUUCGACAUUGAUGAUCAUGCUGACAAUGAGCUCAUCGUGGCGAUUCAGAAAGAUCAGCUCCUAUCCGCUCCUGUAGAGAAUGGCCUUUUCAUAGUAUAA
Molecule: messenger RNA, 825 nt
Organism: Truncatella angustata
Lineage: Eukaryota; Fungi; Ascomycota; Sordariomycetes; Amphisphaeriales; Sporocadaceae
Product: putative short chain dehydrogenase/ reductase
Exons: 7
Coding region: 1-825 (274 amino acids)
Molecular function (GO): oxidoreductase activity
Source: RefSeq, a predicted model, not a curated record